AUGAGCACAACUCGAAAAAACACGAUCUUCGUGGACUUUGGAGUCCUCCCAGCUCGACCACCGCUGGAUUCCAUAAAAACCUUUGUGGAAAAAAGUAUGGGCCUUAAUCCUGCCGGGUUUAAGUGCCUUCAACUGCACAACACCCGGAACGGCAUCCUCAUCGAGAUGGCUGAUCUAGCAACAGCCAUCAAAGUAGCAGCAGACAACAACAUGAAGCACGCGCUCCGUUCGGGUGAGAAGAAUUUCCAGAUUCCGGUGUACGUUGACGACAACGCCGUCUACGUCCGGGUCCACGGUCUUCCGCCGGGAAUGCCCAACGACGACAUCGCUGACGGAAUGGCGCAGUACGGCGAGGUGCUAUCCGUUACGGACGACGUUUGGAAGAACUUCUUCCCUGGGAUUCCAAACAGUGUGCGGGUCCUGAGGAUGAAACUUACCAAGCCGGUUCCGUCAUACACCACCCUGUGGCAAGCGGAGCAGGAGUAA
This is a messenger RNA of Culex pipiens pallens (northern house mosquito), 486 nucleotides long. RefSeq lists its product as uncharacterized. NCBI's taxonomy places the organism in Eukaryota, Metazoa, Arthropoda, Insecta, Diptera, Culicidae. The transcript has 2 exons. The record is from RefSeq and is a predicted model, not a curated record. The coding region runs from base 1 to 486 and encodes 161 amino acids.